Schistosoma margrebowiei is the source of this 2370-nucleotide messenger RNA. NCBI's taxonomy places the organism in Eukaryota, Metazoa, Platyhelminthes, Trematoda, Strigeidida, Schistosomatidae. The record is from the annotation of a GenBank genome assembly.
AUGAGGCAGAUUGGUGGAAGAUGGUUUCACCAUAACUUAACUGGUUUGGAAGCUGAAAAACUGUUGACUUUAAAAGGUGUCAGUGGCAGUUUUCUUGCUCGUCCAAGUCACAGUACUCCAGGAAGCUUCACACUUUCAGUUCGUCGUGGCGAUGAAGUUACACAUAUUCGCAUACAAAAUACUGAAGAAUUUUUAGAUCUAUAUGGUGGAGAAAAGUUUGCUACUUUGUCAGAAUUGGUUACAUACUACAUGGAGAAUGAGGGACAACUCAGAGAAAAAAAUGGUGAUCUUAUUGAGCUGAAAUAUCCUCUCAUUUCGGAAGAUCCGACAACUGAGCGUUGGUUUCAUGGAAAAAUCACCGGAAAAGAAGCUGAAAAGAUGCUAUUAGAACGGGGCAAACCUGAUUGUUUUCUGGUUCGUGAAUCUGUUCACCGACCAGGGUCUUAUGUCCUGUCAGUUCUAACAGGUGAACAAGUAGCACAUAUUAUGAUUCAUGGGAAGCCAAAUGGAAUGUAUGAUGUUGGAGGAGGGCACCAGUUUUCUUCAUUAAAGGAAUUAAUAGACUUCUACACAAAUACUCCCAUGGUCGAAAAAAAUGGAGGCUUAGUGUCACUAAAACAGCCUUUCAAUGCUACUCGAUUUAACGUUUCUACCAUUGAUCAGCGUAUGCAUCAGUUGGAACAAGAAAGUGGUCAUGGUUCCGGGUUAGCUGGAUUUUUAGAGGAAUUUGAAGAGUUGCACCAGGAAGCUCAUGUGAAGAAUAAUCCACGUGUUGAAGGCUAUCAGUCUUACAACCGAGAUAAAAACCGGUAUAAACAUAUCCUUCCAUUUGAUUGGUCUCAAGUUAAACUUCUUGAUGGUAAUCCUGAAGAACCUGGUUCUGACUACAUCAAUGCCAAUUAUAUUUCUUGGCCUGUCCAUCUAACUGAAUCUCUUUCUAAUGGAAGUUCUUUCUGUUGUGUCAAAUAUCACCCAAUUUCUUCAGUUUCUGAUCAGAAUAAUAGUCAACAAUGUAAUGCUUCUAUCACUACCUCCAAUUCUCCACACACUCCAAAUAGUUCUGCUGCGUUUUUUUUCAAUGGAAAACCACGUUACAUAGCCACCCAAGGGGCAGUUGCUAAUUCACAAGAUGCAUUUUGGCGUAUGAUAUGGCAAGAAAAAAGUGCCGUAAUCGUUAUGAUCACGAAAAUAAUGGAACGUGGUAGGAAUAAAUGUAUUCGUUAUUGGCCAACUGCAGAAGAAGGCAUACGAGAAUUUCCAAAUUAUGGUGGUACGAUUCGUGUCCGACAUUUGUCUGAAAGGAAUUCUGUUAAUUACACGCUACGUGAACUUUAUAUGACUAGAGAUUCUUCUGUAUCAACAAAAAACGUAGAACAUCAGUUUCCUCAUUUACCUGAAUCUGUUACUUCCACUUCUACUUGUUCGAGUCCUACUAUCUCUGGCACACGAUUUGAUCACAAGCAUUACAAAUCAAGUAACACAAAAUUGCAUCAAACCGAUACCACCCUAUCAACCGUCAGUAGUCUUGAAAGUGCAUCUAGAGAAGUGAAUUCAGGAAAUGGACUUACUGUUUAUCACUAUCAUUUCACUGUUUGGCCGGAUCAUGGAACUCCUAGUGAUCCUUCGUGUGUACUCGAUUUUAUGCAUGACAUAUCCGCUCGACAGGAUAGUAUCCCAGGCGCUGGACCUAUUGUUGUACACUGUAGUGCAGGUAUUGGACGUACUGGAGCAUUUAUUGUAAUCGAUAUGCUCAUAAAUUAUAUCAAAACAAUGGGCCUUAAUUGUGACAUAGAUAUUUCCCGUACAAUCCAAGCAGUUCGUGAACAACGUUCUGGGAUGGUGCAAACUGAAACUCAGUAUAGAUUCAUUUAUAAAGCUGUUCAGCAAUAUGUAAAUACAAUGUCCAAGCGUAUACAAAUGGAUAAUGAUCUUCGCCGUACUGGAAGAGACUACACUAAUAUCAAUCGUGCUGCUGAUGAUAUUGGUGUAAUUGGAACAUCAGCUGUCAAUAUAUUUCCAACGGUUUGUCCAUCAUUGGGUCUCAACUCCCAUGAACAACAAAGUGUGACAUCAAACUUUAUUCCUGGAGCAAGUAUCAACACACCAUCAGUUACUGGAUCUUCUGUGCCUGCUUCAAACAAGCAAUGCAAUUGUCCUAUUCACUCUUGUUCUCAACGACAACCAACAUCAAACCAUAAUAUAUCUCAAGCUUCCGCCUAUCCCACCAACUGUUCACAAACUGCUGUUUCAUGCACAACAUUGCCUUGCACUACUCCAGUUGUAUCCGUUUCGCCUCGCAAUGCGGAUUCUGUAACUGGGGGCUUCUUCCAUCGACUGACUGCACCAAGUCGUUCCCGUACGAAGUCAUGA